UUGGGGGUUGAUUUGGAGAGGAUAGAGAGUGCAAAUUCUGUGGAGAAAACCCUAUCUUAAGGGAGAGUUUGAAAAUGAAAACUAGAGGAAGAUCCGGAAGUAGAAGGAGAGUUGCUGAGAGAGAAAGUUUUGCGGGGAGAGAAUCAGGUUUAAACCAAAAAACCAGGAACAGUCAUAGGAGAUUUUCCUGGCAGUUUAGCGGAGAGAAAAGGGGAAAAGAAUACGGAUUCACCCAGAGCUUUUGGAAGGAGAUUCGGCCAGGGCUUUUGGGAGGAGAUUGACCCAGAGAAAUUGCUGAGGAGGAACGGCAGAGACUUGGUGGAAAACCAUCUUUGAAGUUUUUCUUCUCUAGUACAUGACACGUGCUAGAGGGGAGACACUUGAAGAAUUUGAUCUCGAAAUUGAGCGAACAGCCCAUAAUUUGAGGAGAAUGGUAGCCGCACCUGCUAACAUGAUGGAGGACGAAGACAAUGGAGACCACUGAGAGAUUAUGCCAUGCCAUCAAUGGAAGGAGCCGAAUCUAGCAUAAGAAGACUGACAAUUAAAGCAAUAAUUUUGAGAUCAAGCCGGCCAUCAUUAAAUGAUUCAACUCUCGGUACAAUUUAGAGGUUUAUCACAAGAAGAUCCCAAUGUCCACUGGAAAAUUUCCUGGAGAUCAGUGAUACUUUUAAGCAUAAUGGAGUGUCAGAAGAUGCUAUUCGUCUGCGGCUUUUUCCAUUCUCAUUGAGGGAUAAGGCAAAAAGUUGGUUAAUCUCUUUACCUUCAGGAUCCAUCACCACAUGGGAGCAAAUGGCACAAAAAUUCCUAGGUAAGUAUUUCCCACCUGCAAAAACUGCAAAAUUACGAAACGAAAUUAUUAUGUUUUUGCAGGUCGAGAAUGAAUCACUCUAUGAGGCAUGUGAAUGCUUUAAAGAUCUACUGAGAAAGUGUCCUCACCACAGGUUACCAAUAUGGCUUCAGGUACAAACAUUUUAUAAUGGUUCUACGGCCACAAUCCGUAAUAUGAUUGAUGCAGCUGCAGGUGGAACAAUAAUGAGAAAAACGCCUGAACAAGCCUAUGAGUUGCUAGAUGAAAUGGCUGCAAAAUUCUUACCAAUGGCCUGCGGAGAGACUCCCUGCUAAGAGGGCCGCGGGUUUACACAAUGUAGAUGCCAUCAUUGCUUUAGCGGCACAAAUGGAGGCUCUCAAUAGGAAGAUGGAUGGACUGCAACUCCCAAUAUCCAAUACAUGUGAUUUUUGUGGAGGCAGCCACCCAAACCAUGAAUGCCAAACAGGUGACCAAGUCGCAUCUAGUUCACUUUCUGAGCAGGCACACUUUUUUAUCAAAUUUCCAUAGGCAAAACAACCCGUAUAGCAACACCUAUAAGCUGGGAUGGAGAAAUCACCCGAACUUUGCAUGGAAUCAAAAUAAUGUGAAGCAACCACCUCCCGGAUUCCCACCUCAAGAGAAGAAAUCAAAUUUAGAGGAUAUGAUGGCUAAGUUCCUGAGCACAGCUGAAACAAGAGUUCAGAAUCAAGAAGCUUCAAUACAAAAUCUAAAAGUUCAAAUAGGGCAACUUGCAAACCUGGUUUCAAGGCGUACACAAGGUUCCCUCCCAAGCAACACCGAGAAGAACCCCAAGGAGCAAGUUAAGGCCAUGGCAUUGAGGAGUGGGAAACAAUUGGAUGAGCCAACUACUAAGGUGACUGAGUCCAACAUACAAGAGGACUCAACCAUUAUUGAAGAGAAAGAAGAAACAACCACUCAAGAGGAGAGGUUGAAUUUGAAUAAGAAAUCUAAGGAAAAAGGGGUGAAGAAUUCUGACUUAACAUCUGAAAAGUACAUGCCUCAUCUUCCAUACCCCCAAAGGCUCAAGCAAGACAAGCUAGAUAAGCACUUUUCUAAAUUUUUAGAAAUUUUUAAAAAAUUGCAAAUUAACAUUCCUUUUGCUGAAGCCUUGUCACAGAUGCCCAGCUAUGCUAAAUUCUUGAAGGAAAUCUUGUCCAACAAAAGAAGGUUGGAAGAACGUGGAACAAUCAUGUUGACAGAAGAAUGCAGCGCCAUUCCACAGAAUAAGAAGCUUGGUUUAGGAAAAGUCAAGGCAACCACUGUGUCCUUACAAUUGGCAGACCGUUCAAUAAAGAGACCAUGGGGAAUUAUUGAAGACGUACUAGUAAAAGUGGAUAAAUUUAUUUUCCCCAUGGAUUUCAUUGUCCUUGAUAUGGAGGAAGACUAAGAAGUGCCGCUAAUCUUGGGACGACCAUUCCUUGCCACGAGAAGAGCUUUGAUUGAUGUGCACUAAGGAAAACUCCUUCUAAGAUUGAAUGAUGAUAAAGUGGUAUUCGACAUGUAUAAAAUUAUGAAACAUCCUUCUGACUCUUUGUCAACUUCUUGUUUUCAGGUGGAUAUCUUUGAUGAUCUUGUUGAGGAGUGCUAAAUGAAAUCUCUUGAGGAUGAUCCUUUAGAAAGAUGCAUUAUGGAGUCUGGGACCACUAUGGAUGAGGAGAACACAUUUCAAUAAGAAGCCAAAAAUCUCAAAGAAUUAUGAGGACAACCUGAGAGAACAAAAGCCAAAACUAGAACUCAAAGUCCUUCCAUCUCAUCUCAAAUAUGCUUAUUUAGAACGUGAGGCAUUUCCUGUAAUUAUCUCUUCUUUAUUGACAGGUGAUAUGGAAGAAAAAUUGUUGGAAGUUCUAAGAAGACAUAUGAAGGCAAUAGGUUGGACCAUAGCAAACACUAAGGGAAUCAAUCCAUCCAUUUGCACACACAAGAUCCUCAUGCAGGAAAAUUUCACGCCCAAGGUUCAACCUCAAAGGCGCCUCAAUCCAACAAUCCAGGAGGUAGUAAAGAAGGAAGUGGUCAAAUUGCUCAACGCAUGUAUUGUCUAUCCCAUUUCUGAUAGUGCAUGGAUUAGGCUGGUACAAGUAGUACCAAAGAAAGGUGGGAUAACAGUGGUUGAAAAUGAGAAUAAUGAAUUAAUACCUACUCUAACUGUUACAGGGUGGCAUGUUUGUAUUGACUAUAGAAAAUUAAAUGAUGCCACAAGAAAAGAUCACUUUCCCUUACCAUUUAUUGAUCAAAUGUUGGAGACAUUGGUAGGUUACAAGUACUAUUAUUUUCUGGAUGGCUAUUCAGGAUACAAUCAAAUCUCUAUUGCCCCCGAGGACCAGGAGAAAACAACCUUCGCAUGCCCCUAUGGCACAUUUGCUUACAGAAGAAUGCCUUUCGGCCUCUGUAAUGCACCAGCAACAUUCCAACGUUGCAUGAUGGCAAUCUUCUCAGACAUGAACGAAAAAUUUUUGGAAAUUUUUAUGGAUGACUUUACAUUGUUUAGUCUAACAUUUGAAGAUUGUCUUCAUCAUUUAUCAUUGGUUUUGCAGCGGUGUGAAGAAACGAACCUCAUACUUAAUUGGGAAAAGGCCAUUUUAUGGUUCAAUAAGGGAUAGUUCUAGGGCAUAAGAUCUCCUCCAAGGGGAUUGAAGUUGAUAGGGCAAAAGUGGAGGUGAUCGAGAACGUACCUCCACCAACUACAGUUAAAGCUAUUAGAAGCUUCCUCGGGCAUGCAUUUCAGGUGUUAAAGGAGAAGCUUGUGACCGCCCCUAUUGUAGUACCACCGGAUUGGAGCCAUCCUUUUGAAAUGAUGUGCGAUGCGAGUGAUACUGCAGUGGGGGCCGUGCUUGGUCAAAGAAAGGACAAGGUUUUUCGGGCUAUCUAUUAUGCAAGUCGCACCCUCACCAGACCUCAAUUAAAUUAUGCUACAACUAAAAAAGAACUUUUGGUUGUAGUAUUUGCAUGCGAUAAAUUUAGAUCAUAUCUAAUGGGGUCAAGAGUCACUGUUUACACUGACCAUGCAGCUUUGAAGUUUCUUUUAGCUAAGAGGGACGCUAAGCCAAGACUGUUGAGAUGCAUUCUUCUCCUUCAAGAAUUAGACUUGGAGAUCAAGGACAAGAAGGGGACAUAUAAUCUAGUGGCUGACCACCUUUCAAGGCUACAAAAUACAAUUAAGGAGUAUAAGGACAUAAAUGAGGAGUUUCCUGAUGAACAAAUUUUUUCUAUCUCUACUCGUUCUCCUAAUUCACAUGUUACUGAAAUUCCUUGGUUUGCAGACUUU
Molecule: messenger RNA, 4091 nt
Organism: Morus notabilis
Lineage: Eukaryota; Viridiplantae; Streptophyta; Magnoliopsida; Rosales; Moraceae
Exons: 4
Coding region: 1200-2216 (338 amino acids)
Source: RefSeq, a predicted model, not a curated record